Molecule: messenger RNA, 1023 nt
Organism: Cydia splendana
Lineage: Eukaryota; Metazoa; Arthropoda; Insecta; Lepidoptera; Tortricidae
Product: keratinocyte proline-rich protein-like
Exons: 1
Coding region: 148-906 (252 amino acids)
Source: RefSeq, a predicted model, not a curated record
GACAGUAAACUGUCAUCCAUGUCAUAAAAGAUGUACAAAUCAAGCAAAAAAUGUGUUUAUAAAACCAAACAAUAAACCAUGUAGGGAACUGCCGCAAACCAAAACACCUUUAUUAAUUUAAAGAUACACCAAAAUACCGCUUUCAUAAUGUCUGAAAGGAUUAAAAACCCAUGCAUGGUUUGCAAGCGCCAAGUUACGGCCAAAACGGGCCUGCAGUGCCAAGGGUCUUGCAAAUCCUGGAUCCACUUCUCUUGUUGCAAUUACACCCCUGGAAAAAUUAAAGAUAUCAAGGCCAAAGUUAUUAAAGUUCGAUGUCCAUGCCCGGACUGCUCUACACAAGGACCUAAAGAAGUUAUCAUGAAGGACAAUAACUUCACAUGCGUCAACAAAUCCUGUCCCAUGAACAUGCCGCCCUCAUGUAAGAAAGACAAACUGAAUAAAAUGAACCAGAAACCCUCGCCAUGUACAUUCUCAUGCAAGGAGUGGCCGGGUGUUGCGUGUAGCGGCAAAGUCUGCAGUGAACAUACGCAAGAAGAAUGCUGCCCUCCUCCGCUCGCGUAUCCUAUUCCGGGCCCACCACCGACACCAAAGUGUCCGCCGCAGGUGCCGGCGCCGUGUAUUCCAGCGCCGACGUACUGUCCGCCACCCACAUGCUCGCCGGGGGCGGAGCCAUGUCCACCGCCGAAGCCAUGUCCAACCAUGCAGAAUAGGACACCUCCGAUGUAUUCGCCUCAGCCAAUAACGCCGCCCCGUUCGAACUGUCCAUCGCCGUCUCCAGCUCGUCGUAUAUCACCUGCGGCUACCCCAGUGAUGCCUUCUAUAAGUCUCGUGGAAAACAUGUGCGAGACCGUCGGGAUGUUGAGUGACCAGCUUAAUCAGUUGAUCUCUAAGAUGACCACCGUUUAAAUACUUUAAAUAAUUGUACGUAUUGAAUUUACACACUGUAUAAGGAAGUUUAAUUUAUAGUUCAUUUUAAUAUAUUUUGUAUAGACCAUGUACUGUAAUUUAUUAAUUAUUGUAAUC